GUGGUUUACGGCGGCAUAUUAGUAGCAAUUGCUGCCUGUACUAUCUAUCAUAUCAGUGAGCAAGCAUCAAUCCUGCAGCCGCUACCAGUACCUCAGAGCAACCACUGUAUUCUCGUACAAUACAGUACCUACUCUACCCACCCCCUCUCCUCUUUCCCUGCCCACCCCUCCUCCCUCGCUGUUGAUUCAAUUUGCAUACUUCCACUUGCAUUGCAUUACCGGGCCCCCUCCACUCUAGUCUUCUUACUAUUGCGUCCGCUCCCGGAGACAGAAGGUGGAUAAUAAUAAUAAUAAUAAUAAUAAUAAUAAUACUAAAAAGGUUCGCCAUUCUAACCUGCAUUCCCCCGGUCCCCGAGGAUUCGUUACCAUUCUUGGGAACACUUUUUUCCCCCCUUUCCCUCUCCUUCCAUCCCUUUGCACGUUGACUUCACCGAACUGCAUGCCUGUCGUCCUUUCGUUGCGUUAGGAAUUUUGGAGUUGGCUUCAUUUGUUGGUCCAACAUAUUUUUCCACGUCGACCAUUCACGCGUUCGCAUUCUUCUGCUCCACUGAAGCGGCUUGACAACGACACGCUAUACCCUCCACAGUGCUGCCCACCAUGGAACCUUGUGCGGGCUAUCAUGUGGAUUCUGGUAAAGAAAAGGAGGAUACUCCAAUCUCAAAAACCACCAUGAGUAUGGUAACCGUCCGCCUUUCCGACACCACCCUCGGAUCUCUCCCUUCUCCAACACCGACACUUAAACUCGUCGACGAUAACGCUGAAGAACUUCCCCUGAACAACGACGGAGAAACCAUGUAUGCCCUCGAACGAACAGAAUCGCCCUCUUCCGAAGAAAUGGCAGCCUCCCGAAGAUAUAGUGCCGAGAGCGUUAGCUCACAGAAUGCUGUUGACUGGGAGGGGCUGGAGAGAACUGAGGGUGAAAGCAUCAAAGACGAAACUUCAGAAGAGGUUGGUCCAUUUUCCUCCCCGUGGAAUUCCCCGCCGCCCCCCCCUCUUUUCUGCCUCCAUGAAUUGGUGAGGGGAUUUCUGACAACUGGCUCUGAUUUAUCUAGGGAACUGCCUUCCUUCUUGCUAGACUCGAACAGGAGAAUAAGCGUCUCGAGAAAGAUCCUAAAGCUCUACACAUUCACCCAGAGCGACCGCCAUCCCUUGCCCAGUUAAAGAGAAUGAUGGAUAGGCCUGAUCCCGAAACCCUUCGAUACUCUAUGCUGCCCACUCCACCACCUCUCACUGAUCUCGAGUUCUACGCUGCUCUGGUUGCGGAUUACAACAGAGCAGCCUCAAAGCUACCGCACCUUCUUGGUAAGAAGAUACGCGGGGGCAUUCCCCCUCCGCUUCGUGGAGUAGUAUGGAUCGCUAUGUCUGGAGCUAGGGAUAGCAGUUUGGAGGGACUCUACGACCAACUUCUGGGCGAGACGUCUCCAUACGAACAUUUGAUUGGGAAGGAUAUAGGAAGGACUGGGCUGGAGAUGUUCAAGCAAGAAGGGGGAGAGGGGCAGAGAAUGCUGGGGAGAGUGCUGAGGGCUUUUAGUAUUUACGAUACGCAGAUAGGCUACUGCCAGGGGUUUGUUCAGCUAUCCCCAUGUGCACCUACGGUUUCUAACUAUUGUAGUCUUGGUUUCUUGGUGGGACCGUUGCUUAUGCAUAUGGGGGAGAAGGAAGCCUUCUGCGUCCUCGUGAGGUUUGUCAAUCUCGACCAGGACGCGAUCUUGGGGGAGGGGUUAGUAACAUGUUUUACAGGCUUAUGGAGCACUACGACCUUCGUUCUUGCUUCUUGCCGAAUAUGUACGGGUUGCAAUUGCGAAUGUACCAGUUCACACAGCUCCUCGCAACCCAUCUUCCGGAGCUUGCCACACAUCUCGGUAGCCUUGGGAUCCAGCCAACAUAUGCGUCACAAUGGUUUCUAUCGUUCUUUGCCGUUAGCUGCCCGCUACCUAUGCUCUUCCGAGUUUACGACGUCAUCUUUGCCGAGGGUGCCCCCGAGACUAUUAUGCGCGUGGCCUUGUCACUUAUGAGACGGAAUGAGAAGCGCUUAUUAGCAACUUCUGAGUUUGAAGACGUAAUGCAGAUGCUUUUGGCUCGGGGGCUAUGGGAUACCUAUAAUUUCAAUGCCAAUGACCUGGUCCAGGACUUUGUCGGGUUGACGGGAAUCGUGACUAGCCAAGGGUUGGCGGACUUGGAGAAAAGGUUCAGGGAGGAGCAUCCCGACGACAACGGCACCAAAGCCAUGCCAACCAAGACACCUGGUUCAGACUUGCAGGCGGCUGCCUCUAGAUUUUUGGGGAGAAUGUGGGGUGGAGGUUCAUUGCCCGGGCCGGUAAGCUUGAGUCCUGCCUCCGGCCAAUCGCGACCCGCAAGUAUCUUAAUGAGAAGGACCCCGUCCAAACAGAGUCUUUCAACGGUCAGCUCUUUCGAUGCAUCUGAUACUGGUAGUGGAAUCACCGAUGCGACGACCCUGUCGCGAUGUUCCUCGGUUGCCGCUGAUGAUCGAAGAAUAUCGAUUAGAUCAAUAUCGUCAACGAGAAGGCAGAAUAAAGAUGGGGAGCUUCAUGGCCAAAUCGAAGACCUGCUUAUGGCCUUGAGUGCCUUACAGCGCGAACACGCUGCUAGGGUAGAUGAGCUUCAGGCGGUUAAGGCUGAGAGAGAGGAGGAGCGUAUACUGGCCAAGAGACUGGUGGACUUGCUUGCAAGUGGCUCUCCCGAUGGUGAUGAACCGGAGAGUGUCGACAGCAUCGCCGAAAUAAGCGACCUCUGUGACCAAAUAAGUGAAAACCUGAUCAGGGCAGAGUCGGAAACGGUUAUCACACCCAAACCCUCCACAGCACACUUGGAGGAGGAACUCCAGCGAGCCCGCGAGCAGAUCCACAGAGAGCAGCUCAAGUCCAGAGAUUUUGCAAACAAGUUAGCAGAACAGGAUGCCGAUGUUGUUAGGCUAAGAAGCCAACUUCUCGAUGCCAGAUCCAAGUGGCAGGAGAGUCAGAGAGAGAAACAACAGCUACAGAAGACAAUUAACGAGCUAAAGCACCCCCUAGGUUCACCCGAACUCAAGGAUCGCGACGGAGAGCCACAGAAAGGAGGGUUGAGGGAGCUUCGGCUAGGUCGCUCCAAUUCAACUCGGGGACAGCCGACUCCUGUAUUUAACAAGCGUUCAAGUUCCCUAGGAAUGCAAUCCAUACUAGCCCAAGAUAACAACGCCCCGGCAACGGCUGAUGCUCUCCUCGUCGAGCUUGUGGCUAGUAAGACUGCCGAGGCGGUUGCAAAGCAAGAAGCUGAGGAAGCUAAGGCAAAGUUGGAAGCACUACGGAAGGUUCUUGGGGGAGGCACGGCCAGCAGCGCCGGUUCAUUCCGGGACCCUCCCUUGUCACCAGGACUUGAUAGAGGGGCUAGCGGUGGUAGCUUCUCCUCAUACCUCUCGGUUGGAUCGUCUGUUCCCGCUACCCCAGCCAGUACAACAAACAGUGGAGGCGGAUUCUGGGGAGGAUGGGGGAAAAAGUCUACAGCCGUCGAUUCACGAUAGUCAUGCGUUACACCCGAUUGAUAUUUGUACGAAGUAGUAAAACAAAGAGGUAGUUGGGGAAAACUGGCGCAAGAGUGACAUUCUCGUGUUUUCGAGAAAGUUGUGAGGAAAUCAUGACCGCUUGAAGGAAUUCGUUAUACCGUCGUUUAGCUUCUUUUUAUUUUAUUUACAGACCAUCGCUUUCUUCACUUCCUAUUUGUGCUGUAUAUCUUCCCCUUUUCUUUCCUCCGAGUAUUUUCAAUCCCUCGUUCCUAUUAUAGCCAUUUACUUCUUCCGCCUUUUCGCUCAGACCAACAGUGGUUUAAACUGGUUGAAUACUUUCUUUUUGUUACCUACAUAGCCCCAUUCUAGCGAUCCUCCGCAAGGAUUCUUUUGUGGCUUGUUUGUGUAUUUUUCUUUCCACUUUUACAUUUUUACAUUUUUAACAAUUACUGGGCGGUCUUUUUUUUCUUUUUCUUUUUUCUUUCUCCGUUAUCGUAAAUUUAUCAUAACGUUACGGGAUCUGUGCCUUGCUUUUUUUCCUUUCUUCCCCUGGUUUCAGCCUUUUUCUCCUUUCUACAAGCCUGAUGCUAAGUGUUUGUAGAGAGAAAUUUUUUACUUUUACCUUCUUGUGUAUAUCAUGUGAGCGAGCAAUUCUUUUGAUUUGAUCUGAUUUGGUAUCGCUGUGACCUACGGUAGUUAGUUAUCAUGAUGGCAUAUUAUACUAUGAUAGCAGAG
This is a messenger RNA of Tuber aestivum (summer truffle), 4234 nucleotides long. The record is from the annotation of a GenBank genome assembly. NCBI's taxonomy places the organism in Eukaryota, Fungi, Ascomycota, Pezizomycetes, Pezizales, Tuberaceae.